AUGGCCGAUUCCCCCGCCGUAUCCAUCCCGCUAGAUCCUCGAGAACAGCCUAUCCUUGACCAGCUCCUCGUUAUUCGAGACGCCCUCCUGCUCCUCAAACAAGACAAAUCGAGGUAUAUCAAGUCCCAGGAUGUGCUGCACUAUCAUGACCAGGUCGUCGAGCAAGUCCAGAGGCUGAACGCCCUCCGAACGGAACAUACGUUAGAGCAUAAUCGAGUUGACAAUGUGCUGGACGAUUGCUUCCAGCUGAUCUCAUUGCUAUUUCUUACCGUUGGAAGGAACAAUGAAGCACCCGCAGCAUAUGCGAUGGCUUCAACAAUCAAGCGCCUCCUUGACCACCUAAAAGAAGCCGCAUUUUUUAGCCAGAAGGACCUGGACUCAAUCGCGAAGACGUUGGAUACCAUGCAGGAGAACAUUAGUAGAGGAAAAGAAACAUAUUCACCGGAUAUAUUGAAGCUUUUGGAACUUCGGUUAGAAACAUGCCGAAAGCAAUUAGCUGAACUUCAGUAUGGACUUUCGUUCUUGUCUCCUGAGCUCGCCCCGACUCAUGAGACACUGGUUUCCAUUUUGCGGUCUACAUCGGCUGCAAACACUCGUUCAAAGUUCUCUGCCUCUGAGGUCAUGAGCUUCCAGGAGCAGCUCAAAGCCAUACAGGGUUCAAUGGAAGACGGUAACUUUGUAGGCCCUCAUGGCUCGAUCCCUGAAGGUCAAGAACUCGUGAAAGCUUUGUUGGAUAGAUGUUUGAAAUGGUCGGAAAUUGUACUCGAAAGGAAAGGUAAAAUCGAUGAGCGGUUUCAGGAGCCCUAUAGCAAACUCCUAGAGAUUCGAAACCAACUCGAUAGACUUGUCAUGACCCAGGCGUGGUCGCUACGAGAAACUGAUUUGUUUAUGUAUCAGAGAAAGCUUAACAAGAUUGACGAAUCCCGGAUUGAUGGAAAUUUCUUGGAUGGCGAUGGGAAACCAGCCGACAUUCACGCUCAAAGGACACUUCUGUAUCUGAUUCGACGGAGCUAUGCUUUAAUUUAUGGUUUGCUUAUCUCGUCUGAACCAGUCUCAGAAGCGCUUCUACCUAUAUAUAACCAACUCCAGACAUUGAGGAAAUGUUUAAUUGAAGUUAAGGAGUCUGGCGGGGUUUCUAAUGCCAGAGAACUCUACCCGUAUAGCGGUGCAGACGGCAAAUGA
Histoplasma mississippiense is the source of this 1182-nucleotide messenger RNA. RefSeq lists its product as hypothetical. The record is from RefSeq and is a predicted model, not a curated record. The transcript has 8 exons. The coding region runs from base 1 to 1182 and encodes 393 amino acids. Gene Ontology annotation, cellular component: cytoplasm; nucleus. NCBI's taxonomy places the organism in Eukaryota, Fungi, Ascomycota, Eurotiomycetes, Onygenales, Ajellomycetaceae.